UUUCCUUGGGGACGUGGCGCCGCCGGCGGCUUAGGCCUCCUUCCGGCUGGGCUGAAGGCCAUGGAGAGUCGCACUGGACCCAGUGGAGAGGUGCUGAGGUAGCCGGCGGGCUACUCGACCGGCUGCAGGCUUAGGAGAUGCCUGGGACGAGGAGACCACCUUCUCAGGGCAAAAGGAAAAGGAGGUGACAGGCAUUGAGACCACUGAAGGGAACCCAUGGCUAGGAUCAGUUUUUCCUACCUCUGCCCAGCCUGGUGGUAUUUUACUGUGCCCACAGUGAGCCCAUUUCCCCGUCAGCGAGUGGCAUUCCUAGGACUCUUCUUCAUAUCCUGUCUCCUUUUGCUUAUGUUGAUCAUGGACUUUCGACAUUGGGGUGCCUCAUUACCACAAGAUAAGCAAUUCGAAAGGUAUUUGGCUCGAGUUGGGGAUCUUGAAGCUACUGACACUGAAGACCCGAAUCUAAAUUAUGGACUUGUUGUGGACUGUGGCAGCAGUGGCUCCCGGAUUUUUGUUUAUUUCUGGCCAAGACAUAAUGGGAAUCCCCAUGACUUGCUAGAUAUCAAACAGAUGAGAGAUCGCAACAGCCAACCAGUGGUUAAAAAAAUCAAGCCAGGAAUCUCUGCGAUGGCGGACACCCCGGAGCACGCCAGCGAUUACCUCCGUCCUCUGCUGAGCUUUGCUGCUGCUCACGUGCCUGUAAAGAAGCACAAGGAGACCCCCCUUUACAUCCUGUGCACAGCGGGCAUGAGGCUUCUUCCCGAGAGAAAGCAGUUGGCUAUCUUGGCUGAUCUAGUGAAAGAUUUACCGCUGGAGUUCGACUUCCUCUUUUCACAGUCUCAGGCAGAAGUGAUCUCUGGGAAGCAGGAAGGGGUUUAUGCAUGGAUUGGAAUCAACUUUGUUUUGGGAAGAUUCGACCAUGAGGAUGAAUCAGAUGCUGAGGCUCCCCAGGAAUCGGCAACAGGACGCAGAAGGACAGUGGGGAUACUGGAUAUGGGAGGAGCCUCUCUCCAAAUUGCCUAUGAAGUUCCUACCUCAACCUCUGUCCUUCCUCCCAAACAGGAAGAAGCUGCAAAGGUCCUGCUGGCUGAAUUCAACCUGGGCUGUGAUGCACAACACACCGAGCAUGUGUAUCGGGUUUACGUCACGACCUUUCUGGGUUUUGGGGGCAACUUUGCCCGGCAGCGCUAUGAAGACCUUGUGCUAAAUGAAACUCUUAGCAAAAACAGGUUGCUGGGCCAGAAGACAGGUCUGAGUCCUGACAAUCCGUUCCUGGACCCUUGCCUGCCCGUGGGCCUCACAGACGUGGUGGAGAGAAACAGCCAGGUCCUGCAUGUCCGGGGCAAAGGAGACUGGGCGACCUGUGUGGCAGUGCUGAGCCCUCUGCUGGCUCGCUCCAACACCAGCCAGGCCUCGCUGAAUGGCAUCUACCAGUCGCCAAUUGACUUCAACAACAGCGAGUUCUAUGGCUUCUCCGAGUUUUUUUACUGUACAGAGGAUGUGUUGCGCAUUGGUGGCCGCUACCACAGGCCAACAUUUGUCAAGGCUGCUCAGGAUUACUGUGGAAUGGCUUGGUCAGUACUAACUCAGAGAUUCAAGAACGGCCUUUUUUCAUCACAUGCAGAUGAGCAUCGACUCAAGAAGGUGCAGGAGGGGCCACGCGGCAGCCCUGGGGCUGAAGACAUGCUUCCACUUUGCUUGCUCUGUGGAGAUGGCAUCAUAGAGUGUUUGCAUGGAUGGAAUAAACAGGCUAACACCCCUGGGCCUUUAAGUCAGCAUCGAGGCCUCUCUCCGAAGCUAACGUUUCUUUCCACCUUCGAACUCUUUCCUAGGGAUCUGCGGCAGGAGGGUGUCCGACAGGCCCACGGUGGCUGGUUCCGCCUCUCCUUUGUCUACAACCACUAUCUCUUCUUUGCCUGCAUCCUGGUCGUGCUCCUGGCCAUCAUCCUGUACCUUCUGCGGCUACGCCGAAUUCACCGCCGACAAACUCGAGCCUCCGCCCCGUUGAACAUGCUGUGGAUUGAAGACAUGGUGCCCAUGAUUGGGGUCCAGGUGGGGCCAUGAGGCUGGGCAAGGACGAAGGAAGCUCGCGCCCUCCAGAGUUGCUGCUCAUAGCAUUCCAGCACUUUCUUGUUCUGGCCUCAGAAGCUGCUUCGCCUGACCUUGUGGGUACUUGGCCUUGGAAUUUCUACUUUAAUAUCUACUUUAAUUCCUUCUCAGUCUCCAGGUCCUCUUAUCUGGGAGAAGCUGUAACUUAGUCUGUGAAGAACUAAAAAUCAUGAGAGAUUGGUGCUAACAAAGGUGGCCAACCUUAGUCCAACUAAAUCAUGCUUCUUCUGCUCCUUUGCCUGAGAGGUCUGGUGUGUCCCUGGGAGUCAGACUUCUCUCCCCUUGCUAAAGCAUGAACUUGGGCACUGGGCACACUGGAAGCUGGAUUGACACCGAACUUGGAGCCUCUGAUGCAAAGCUGAAGACAUUCUAGCAAGCACGGCAGCCCCUUCUUUCUCUGUAACAGAGAUAUCAUUUAUGUGGAGAUCCACAGCCUUGAAUAGGGACCCAAGAUCACUUGUAGUUCAGUGGAACAGAUAUGAAUUUCCAGGCAACCAAAAUAACACAACUUCCUUGCUUACUUGACAAAGAAGCCAUUAUGAGUGUGGUCUGAGGGCCC
This is a messenger RNA of Hipposideros armiger (great roundleaf bat), 2665 nucleotides long. RefSeq names its product ectonucleoside triphosphate diphosphohydrolase 7 (gene ENTPD7). Gene Ontology annotation, biological process: CTP metabolic process; UDP catabolic process. The record is from RefSeq and is a predicted model, not a curated record. The transcript has 12 exons. The coding region runs from base 217 to 2061 and encodes 614 amino acids. Gene Ontology annotation, cellular component: Golgi apparatus; membrane. Gene Ontology annotation, molecular function: GDP phosphatase activity; ribonucleoside triphosphate phosphatase activity; UDP phosphatase activity. Lineage: Eukaryota; Metazoa; Chordata; Mammalia; Chiroptera; Hipposideridae.